Penicillium longicatenatum is the source of this 867-nucleotide messenger RNA. RefSeq lists its product as uncharacterized. The transcript has a single exon. Lineage: Eukaryota; Fungi; Ascomycota; Eurotiomycetes; Eurotiales; Aspergillaceae. The record is from RefSeq and is a predicted model, not a curated record. The coding region runs from base 1 to 867 and encodes 288 amino acids.
AUGAAGUACAGUUUCGCUCUCAUCGGCCUCGCGGGCUGCGCCUUCGCUCUCCCUGCUCCUCAGGGUGAAUUCCAGCCUUCCGGACCUCCUCCUCCCGGCCUUACUCCCACUGGCCCUAUUCCCACUGGCCUUGCUCCCACUGGUUCUCCUCCCUCGGGCACUCCUAGUGGCUUCCCCGGCCCCAUGCCCACUGGCCCUGCUCCUUCUGAUGGAUUCGGCGGUUUCGACAAGCGCCAGUUCGGUGGUUUCCCCUCCUCUUUCAGCCUCCCCUUCCCUGAGCCCACUGGUCUCGGUGGCCUCGGUGGCUUUGAGAAGCGUCAGUUUGGCGGUGCUCCUCCCCCUCCUCCCUCUGGCUCUGCUCCUUCUGGCCCUCCUCCCUCGGGCACUCCUAGUGGCUUCCCCAGCCCCAUGCCCACUGGCCCUGCUCCUUCUGAUGGAUUCGGCGGCUUCGAGAAGCGCCAGUUCGGUGGUUUCCCCUCCUCUUUCAGCCUUCCUUUCCCUGAGCCCACUGGUCUCGGUGGCCUAGGCGGCUUUGAGAAGCGUCAGUUCGGUGGCCCUGCUCCUUCUGGUCCUCCUCCCUCGGGCACUGCUAGUGGCUUCCCCGGCCCUAUGCCCACUGGUCCCAUGCCCACUGGCCCUGCUCCUUCUGAUGGGUUCGGCGGCUUCGAGAAGCGCCAAUUCGGCGGCUUCCCCUCCUCUUUCAGCCUUCCUUUCCCUGAGCCCACUGGUCUCGGUGGCCUCGGUGGCUUUGAGAAGCGUCAGUUCGGUGGUGCUCCUCCCCCUCCUCCCUCUGGCUCUGCUCCUUCCGGUCCUGCUCCCACUGGACCUAUGCCCACUCCCAGUGGACCUAUUCCCACACCUUUCUAA